Molecule: messenger RNA, 1635 nt
Organism: Solanum lycopersicum (tomato)
Lineage: Eukaryota; Viridiplantae; Streptophyta; Magnoliopsida; Solanales; Solanaceae
Molecular function (GO): nucleotidase activity
Source: RefSeq, a predicted model, not a curated record
AAAAAAAAAUUGUACGUGUUGAGACUAAAUUUGUAGUGUAAUAAAUAGCCUCAGAACGGCGUUGGAAGCGGUCUAAUCCAUUUUUAAGCGCUUUAUUUACUCCCCUCGUUUUCCUCUCCUUCACUUCACUUCACGUCACGUCCCUUUCUGAAAAAUCACUCAACGUUUUCUGAAUGAGGCCUAACUUCUUGCCUCCUGGGCUUGUUUCCAAUCUCCAAGAUGUGCUUUCUAGCAGAAAGGGUGCUCCCCAAAACAAUGAUUCCACGGAACCCAACUCGGAUCCUGUAGAGGUUGACGAUACAAAGCCUGUUGUUUUGGUUACUAACGCUGAUGGGAUUGAAUCCCCUGGCCUAACGUAUCUUGUUGAUGCUCUUGUUCGUCUCGGCCUCUACAAUGUUAACAUUUGCGCUCCUCAAUCAGAUGAAUCAACGGCAGGCCAUUCUUUUACUCUGAAAGAAUCCAUUGCGGUUACUUCGGCUGAGAUUCAUGGUGCUACUGCUUAUGAAGUUUCAGGGACUCCCUUAGAUUGUGUGUCAUUAGCCUUGUCUGGUGCACUAUUUUCCUGGUCAAAGCCUAUGCUGGUGAUAAGUGGAAUCAACAAGGGCUCAAGUUGUGGCCGUCAUAUGUUUUACUCAGGUGUUGUUGCUGGUGCAAGGGAGUCACUGUUUAGUGGUGUGCCAUCUAUAUCGAUAUCACUUGACUGGAAGAAGGAUGAAAGUCAGGAAAGUGAUUUCAAGGAUGCCGUAGGUGUUUGUUUACCAUUGAUAAAUGCAGCCCUUAGAGAUAUAGAGAAGGGAGUUUUUCCCAAAUGUUGCUUGCUGCAUGUGGAAAUUCCAAAGUCUCCUCUGACAAACAAGGGAUUUAAAUCGACCAGGCAAAGUCAUUGGAGCCUUAAGCUUUGCUGGCAAGCUAUUUCAGCAAGCAGGAAUCCUGCUGCCGGACGUUUUGUUCCCAAUCAGCAAAUGCUUGGACUGCAGCUUGCUCAACUAGGCCGAGAUGCUUCUGCAGCGGGUGCCGCUCGUCGGUUAGCCACACAGAAAAAUAAUAUAGAAGAGGUUGAAUCAGUUGGUGUAUCAGGGAAAUCUGAUUCCAACCGGAAAGUCAAGUACUUCAGAUUGGAGUUACUUGACAAGAAGCAGGAAGAAGAGGAUGAGGAUUUAGAUUUUAGAGCUCUUGAAAAUGGCUUUAUAGCAGUCACUCCAGUCUCUCUAUCGAUGCAUGUAGAAGCAGACGUUCAUGCAGCUGCUACAGAGUGGAUUUCAACUGCAUUAGAAGUCGAACAAUGAAAUUCAUCCAGUCACACACCUGAUCAGUAACCUUUUGCACAUUUCGAGAUGAAUUUGUUUCGAUCAUCUAUGCAAAAUCUAUAUUGGUGAUGCCUUGAUUGUUGAUUCUUUUUGUCUAUUACCUCAUCCUUUUGUAUUUUGUAGUGAAGCUAAAGAAGUGCCAGUUUUUUUUUUCUUUUGCUUGGUACCACAGGGCUGUGUUGUUGUAGGUUCCUUGCUUGACAAAGUUGUGGUUAGGCAGAAUAUUUAGGUUAUUCUUUUCUACCUUGUAAACAGAAACAGACAGAUGAAAUAUAGUGUAAUGUUGUUUGUUACCUGAUAUGCUAAAAGUUGAGUGCUUGUUUACUAA